CCAAGUGGUGCGUGCGUCCGUGCCAUUCCCCAGGUCCAUACGUUCCGUUCGUCCACCAUAUCCACCUCCGAUUCCCGAUCCUUCUGUUUCACCCAUACGCAUACAAACUGACAAGAGAACAAUCUCCCCCUCAGUUUCCCUGAGUUCCCCCGAGCGAGUUCCCCUCUACCGAAGCAUCUCGCGAUUCAACGUUUUGGCCGAUUCAAACGCUCGUGUAAUCAUUCGUCUGUGUGAGAGGGGACUGCAAGGAGUCACACACAGUCGGCUAAACUUCAUUUUUUCUCUCCCUACCUCCCUCCCCACCGAAUAAAUAUCAAAAAGUGGUUUUUUUUUUUUAUUCAACUCUUAACCCCCGAACGUCGUGUGGUGGGCGACCUGUCAGCGUUAGACUCAACAGUCACAGUGCAGAAGUGGUUGAGUGUACAGCGUUGAAAAAUUCAAACAGUAUUAAUAAUUGAAGGAAAACGAAAAGGAGGAGAAAAAAAAAACGGAGCAGCUCCGGCAGCUCCGUGUCCACUGGGACCCUGAAAACAAUUUUAAAAAAUUUGUGGGGGGGGGGAGGCGGUAAAAUCCACCUUAACCCAGAGUUAUCUCACGCGCCGGGAACGACUCAUAAACUGUGAGGUGUUUUAUUCUGUUGUUGUGAUAAACCGUAAAGAUUCAAGUGCUACUAGUGAUACUCGCCCGGUCAUCUCGUUUAAUUAUUGUCGUUUUAUUGUUUAAUAUCCUGGGUUUCACAAUUAUUCUUGACUUAAAAGAGUCUAUCGUGGAGAGGAUGGCGUUCAACGGCGACGGACCGCACUCCAAGAGGCAGCGACUUGAGGAAGCUGGACACCGAAAUCAUGAGUACAGUGGGUAUGGAGAAGAGACCAGGCGCAAGAGAGAAGACAAUAACAAGCCAAAUCACGUACUCUUGUUCACGAUAAUAAAUCCAGUCUACCCCAUCACAGUUGAAGUGCUGCAUGCAAUCAGUGCACCGUGUGGCCAGGUACAGCGCAUUGUAAUAUUCAAGAAGAAUGGGGUGCAAGCCAUGGUUGAGUUUGACUCGGUUGAGUCAGCGACACGGGCCAAAGAGACACUCCACGGUGCUGACAUAUAUUCUGGCUGUUGUACAUUAAAAAUUGACUUUGCCAAGCCGACCAAGUUGAAUGUUUACAAGAAUGAUGCAGAGAGUUGGGACUACACAGCACCAGGAUUGGGUUCAAGUGGGCACAAAAAUGAGUCGAGUGGCAAUGGUAGACCGGCGCCGCUUCUUGCUGAACCGAGAUAUGGUGCAGCUCCACAGCCAUAUGGUUCAACACCGCAAGUGGCAUUUCCACCGGGUGCUGGACACGAUCGUUACGAGGAGAGUUUUAACGGUCCAACGACGUAUGCUGAACCGUACGUCGAGAGGUAUGGAAUCAAGAGUGAUUUUGCUGGUCGUGAACCACUCCAUCCUACACCAGCUAGGCCUGGUUAUGUACCAAGUCUUGGACAGACUCCACCCACCAGUGCACAGGGCUCUGUUAUGAUGGUCUAUGGGCUGCAGCCUGAUAAAGUCAAUACCGAUAAACUAUUUAAUCUUUUCUGCCUGUAUGGUAAUGUGACCAAGGUGAAAUUCCUUAAGACCAAGGAGGGCUGUGCUAUGAUACAGAUGGGGGACAGUAUAGCUGUUGAGAGGUGUUUGCAGAACUUAAAUAACGUCACCAUUGGCACUGAGGGAAAGCUACAGUUGGGCUUCUCUAAGCAGGCGUUCCUCGCUGACGUCACAAAUCCCUACAUUCUGCCUGAUAAGACAGCGAGUUUUAAAGACUUUACUGGAAGCAAAAAUAAUAGGUUUCUAAAUCCAGCAAUGGCCAACAAGAAUAGGAUACAACCCCCUUCGAAGAUUGUCCACUUUUUUAAUACACCACCUGAUCUAACUGAGGACACAGUAAAUCGUGUGUUCGUCGAACGUGGUAUUGAGGCUCCAACGACAGUGAAACUCUUUCCCCUAAAAUCGGAAAGAUCGUCUUCAGGUUUGAUUGAGUUCAGCAGUGUUGGAAUAGCAGUUGCCGCGAUAAUGGAGUGCAACCACACAGCCCUUGAGAACAGCAAUGGAAAAUUUCCAUAUAUAAUGAAACUGUGUUUCUCCUCAUCGCGCACAAUACCCACUAAUUUUCCACCAGGUGGUGCCGGUCAAAAUUCAUCCAACAACUCGGCUGGCAAUGGUCAUGUUUCGAAAAUGCAACAAGAUGGUGAAUAGAACGUCGAGGUAAUCCAGGGCCAAAAAAUCUAUUACAAAAAUCAACGUCAGCGUAAACAGCACUACAAUAUCCAUCAAUUGUGUAUGAAUACGGUAACACAGGCGGCAUUAAAUGAUACGGGUGUACAUUCAACGACAGCUGGUGCAACUGCCAUUGCCAUAUCGCCAGUGAUGCAAGCACAGCUACCACCUUCCUGUCAUCUUCUUAUCACAACACCGAGUUUGUAUCCACCGCCGCCACCUCCACCGCCACCACCACCACCACUUGCUGUACCACAGGCAUUACCACGUGCACAACUUCCAUUAUCCUCACAAUCGCUGACCACAUUCUGGCCCUAUGGAUGAAUAAAACAACUGAAACAACAGCAACAACAACAACUCAAAGCGUAACAUACCUAAACUCACUGAAACAGAGAAAAACAGAGUGACCUUUCUAUUCCAUAUAUCUUUUUUCGUCUUUCCUCUCUGCUAUUUAUUUUUCAUCUUUUUGGGAGAGAUAGAGAGAGUGAAAAGAGUGAAAUAAUCAGAGGGUUGGACCACAAUCAAUGUAGAAAGAACCGCCCAGUGGGUCGAGUCCCCGUUCAUAUCUUAAGUCUUUUUUUUUCGGGCUCCGUGGCUACCGACUCCCGUAGAAAUACAUAUCAAUGCUAAUCACUUUCACGAUAUAUCUCCAGUCAAUCUGGAACAACGAAUGUUUCCUCUUUUUUUAAACCUCUAUUCCUGGGAAACUUGGUGAAAUGAAUAUUUUAAUAUUUAUUUUGCGUCUGUACCACGUGACCCGAAUAUACAACUGCCGAGUACUUUUGCCGUUUCAUCGGUUGAAUUUUUUCUAUGGAAAUGCAGAAAUCGGGGGAAUUAUUUUACUGGAAAUAUUUCAAGGUGAAAUUGGUUGAUUAAAACUGCGAAAAUAAAACAUGGGUUUUUCGAUUCAACUCUAGUCCCGCGGAUAAUAUUUUUUUUGUGAUGACUUUUUUCACUUUUAUUAUCGCUUUUUUUUUUCUUUAUCAAUUAUCUUAUGGCCAUGCAUCUAUAUUGAGCGAUACAAUCCGACAACGUAUCGAAUUAGAAACUCAAUAAAUUGAUGAUUACUUUAUUAAUCGACACAGAAAAAAUUGUGUCUCAAAUUAAUCAGCCAGAUGAUAAUAAAGCUCGUCACAAAAUUGGUGUUUAUCCACUAGAACGAAAAAAAAAAUGACAAAAUUUCGACUGCUAAUUAAUUAAGAACAAUAAAUUAUUUAACUGGGUGCUCGCUCCAGGAGCAGCUGCAGUGUUCAAGCAAAAAAAAAAAAUAUACACUAUGAAACGAGUACUCGAUUUAUCGGAUAUGCGGAGCAGUGAAUUGAAUUUUAUAUUGAGAACCAAAAAACACAACAAAUUGACUAAAAACACGCAAUGACCUUGACGAUACAAUAUAUUAGUAUCCCUUGGCAAUAUUUUGUCGGGUCAAGGGAUGUUUUUAUAAAAUGAAAAUAAAUAUUUAAAAAAUGAGAGAGAGAGA
Molecule: messenger RNA, 3722 nt
Organism: Fopius arisanus
Lineage: Eukaryota; Metazoa; Arthropoda; Insecta; Hymenoptera; Braconidae
Gene: sm
Product: smooth
Exons: 9
Coding region: 776-2224 (482 amino acids)
Biological process (GO): mRNA processing; regulation of RNA splicing
Cellular component (GO): nucleus
Molecular function (GO): mRNA binding
Source: RefSeq, a predicted model, not a curated record